Molecule: messenger RNA, 2145 nt
Organism: Phytophthora sojae
Lineage: Eukaryota; Oomycota; Peronosporomycetes; Peronosporales; Peronosporaceae
Exons: 2
Coding region: 1-2145 (714 amino acids)
Biological process (GO): proteolysis; cell adhesion
Cellular component (GO): cytoplasm; membrane
Molecular function (GO): metalloendopeptidase activity
Source: RefSeq, a predicted model, not a curated record
AUGUCGUGCUCGAAUGACACGGAUUGGGCGUGCUGCGCUAAUUCGAUGCCAGAAUUCUACCGCACGGUGGGCGUGGAGAACGCAGACUACUUGUUGCAUGUGACGGCGCGUCCUACAACGGGGUCUGUAAUAGCGUGGGCUCUACCCUGCAACCUGGAUCAGUUCGGCCGCCCCAUUUCCGGCCAGGCGAACUUCAGUCCAUCACGCUUGAACCCAGCGGGCACAACUGGUGCUAGCCGCACCGAGCAAAUUGGCACUGCGCUGCACGAGAUGACCCACGCUCUGGUGUUUUCCCAGCGAUUGUUUGUGAACUUCCGCCAGCCACGGAACGGCGCGCUGUGGAAGUACGAAAACGUUGUCGCCCAGACUCGAGGCACGGGAGGAAUUACUGUCAGCAAGAUCAUCACGCCCCAAGUUGUGCAGCAAAUUAAGCAACACUUCAACUGCUUCGACUGGGUCGACGCUGGGCUGGAGUUGGAGAAUGGAGGCGAAGGAAGCUCCUCAUUCAGCUCGCACUGGGAGAAGCGUGUCGUGAUGAACGAGUACAUGAGUGCCAUCAGCUCGUACGACCCCGUGUACUCAGCCCUAACGCUAGCGCUGUUUGCGGAUAGCGGCUGGUACGACGUGACAGGCUUUGAUCAAGCUCAACCGCUUGCGUGGGGGUACCAUGAAGGCUGUGGUAUGGCAAAAUCUAGGUGCUCCCAGUGGAGCGACCGAUACAUCUGCACUGAAAGCUCCCAACGCGGGUGCACGGCUGACUAUAACGUCAAGGGGUACUGCAACGUGGCCAGCUACAGUUCGAGUAUUCCUGCUGGUUUUCAAUAUUUCGAGGAUCCUUAUUUCGGAGGCCGCGAUACAUUUGCUGAUUACUGCCCGUUCUAUCGAGGCUACAACAACGGUGACUGUCGAGGUAUUGGCCGUACAUCGACGCUCAUUGACUCGAGUAACUUGAUGGAGGAGGUCGGGCCUUCAAGCAAAUGUUUCGAGUCCAGUCUCAGUCGUUCAUCGAGUGAUUCAGCUGAAGUACGUCCCACCUGCUACAAGGUAGUGGGGUGCUCAUCCACAAGCCUUGCACUAUCAAUUGGCGGGGUGGAAGUACAGUGUCCGAUCGAGGGGGGUGAGAUAACGGUGUAUGGCUAUAAAGGCAAGCUUGUGUGUCCACCUAGCGCCCAGCUUUGCCAGUUGCUACAGGAUAAAUGUUCUGGCAACGGUGUUCUACUCUCCAGUGGAACGUGCGAGUGUUUCCCAGGAUUUGCGGGGGAUGACUGUUCUGGUAUUGAGUGUCCUAACAGUAGGGGAGUUGAGUGUGGAGGAAGUACCCGCGGUGAAUGUAACCGCAGCUCGGGGCAGUGUGUUUGUGCUUCUGGAUAUACAGGCCUUAGCUGCUCAGAUCUGCUCUGCCCCAUGGUCGAUGAUGGCAAAAAUUCCUCGCAAUGUUCUGGCAAUGGAGCCUGUGAUGCCGAAACCGGCGCAUGCACGUGUCAGAAUGGAUUCUCGGGAGAUGCUUGCGAGUGCGUACCAGGAUGCACAAGCUCAUCUUGCGGCGCUCAUGGAGAGUGCAGCUGCGAGUCUGGUGCAUGCACAUGUUCUUCAGGGUACUCGGGCGUAGACUGCUCUACAGCUACUGCCCCAGUGGUGGCGCUACUCCCUGAAGCUGGUCUAAGCGUGUUGGUCCAGGCAAAAGAGUACCAGUUUUUCAAGUUCUCAUUGGAUGCAAGCACUUACGAUGUCACGUUCAUCGUCGACUAUCCGUCUGGAAGCGCACAAGACGUGGAUCUGUACGGGUCUUUUGAUGAAAUGUAUCCUACUGCGAUGACAGCUAGCAGUAUUCUCUUCGCUAGCACCAACGAAGCUGGAAUGACUGACGAGAUCAAUUUAUGUGGGACACUGGGAGUCUUCCCGCGAGGAAUCAACUCGUCUUCACGCAUUUGCAGCAAACCGACCGAGGCCUACACCCAAGGAGCUCCAGGAUACUUUUACCUGUCGCUGUUGGGCUUUUCAACUGAAUCUACUACUGUCAACUUCCGCGUUGAGACGGAUAAAUGCCGUGGUGUUACGUGUUCGGACCACGGUACUUGCGGUAGGAAUAUCCCCGGACUUGGGGACAUGCACCGAUGCGACGCUGUGGACAGGCUCGCCCGAUGA